AUGGAGCGGCGGGUGGCGCGGGAGUUCAGGCACAAGGUUAAUCUUCUAAUUGACAAUGAAGCUGAGAAGGAUUACCUUUAUGAUGUGCUCCGGAUGUACCACCAAUCUAUGAAUCUCCCGGUGCUGGUGGGGGACCUAAAGCUGGUGAUCAAUGAACCAAGCAGACUGCCUCUCUUUGAUGCUAUCCGCCCCCUCAUCCCCUUGAAACACCAGGUGGAGUAUGAUCAGCUUACACCCAAGAGAUCACGAAAGCUGAAAGAGGUAAGAUUGGAUCGUUUGCACCCUGAAGGACUUGGAAUAAGUGUGAGAGGUGGUGCGGAAUUUAGCUGUGGCCUUUUUAUCUCCCAAUUAAUUAAAGGAGGACAAGCUGACAAUGUUGGUCUUCAGGUUGGAGAUGAAAUAGUUCGUAUAAAUGGAUAUUCCAUCUCCUCCUGCACACACGAGGAAGUGAUAAAUCUCAUCCGCACAAAGAAAAUAGUGUCCAUAAAAGUAAGACAUGUUGGCAUGAUACCUGUCAAAAGCUCAGCAGAUGAACCUCUUAAAUGGCAAUAUGUGGACCAGUUUGUGUCGGACUCUGGGGGCAGUGUUGCUGGUCUUGCUUCAUCUGGAGGGAGAAACAGUAAAGAGAAGAAAGUCUUCAUUAGCCUGAUCGGUACAAAAGGCAUGGGAUGCAGUAUUUCCAGUGGCCCAACACAAAAACCAGGCAUUUUUAUCAGCAAUGUGAAGCCAGAUUCUCUUUCAGCAGAGGUGGGCUUAGAGGUUGGUGAUCAAAUUGUAGAGGUAAAUGGAGUGGAUUUUUCUAAUGUGGAUCAUAAAGAGGCUGUCAGAGUGCUAAAAAGCAGUCAUACCUUGACUAUCUCUGUUGUCGCGGGAGCUGGAAAGGAGCUGUUCAUGACCGAAGAAGAGAGGCAGAGAGAAGCACGUCUGCGUGAGCAAGAACGCCAGGAGUUAAUGCACCAGAAGCGCCUUGCGCUGGAGACGAACAAAAUCCUCAAAGAGCAGCAAGAGAAAGAGAGAUUAAGAAAACUGGAGAUUUCCCAGAAGGCUGCAGAGGAAGAAGAAAGAUAUCGCAGAGAAAUAGAGCAGAUAACAGCUGAGGAAGAGAAGUUUAAAAAAGAGUGGGAAGAAGACUGGGGACCUAAAAAGCCUCCCAAAUCUCUAAAAACAGUAACGGCAGAAGUGCACCCUGACCCUUCUUCUAAACACAAAAAAGAUUUAAAGGGAAUUGCAUAUGACCAACUUGCAGCAGAUGAAAUGGAUGAAGGGAUCAUGAAGCAGGAUAAACAGGGCUUUCAAAAGUAUGUGGAAGAUUUUGACCCAUGUUCAAUGUUUACCCCAGAACAGAUUUUGGGAAAAGAUGUACGGCUAUUACGCAUUAAAAAGGAAGGAUCACUAGACCUUGCAGUCGAAGGAGGGAUUGAUUCUCCAAUUGGAAAGAUAGUCGUGUCUGCCAUCUAUGAGGGUGGUGCUGCAGACAAACAUGGAGGUAUAGUGAAAGGAGAUGAAAUACUGGCUAUAAACGGCAAGAUUUUAGUUGAUGACACGCUGGCGGAAGCACAGGCAACUCUAGCAAAAGCUUGGAACAUGGGAGGGGAUUGGAUUGACUUAGUCAUUGCAGUGUCACCUCCAAAAGAAUAUGAUGAUGAAAUGACUUUUUUUUAAAAUAAAGAAGGCCACAUCAGAGAAAUGAAGCCUUUUCCUUGUGGAACCCUGAUGCUCUGUAAAUUAAUCAAGGCAGCAGCUGUGUAGAAUCCAUCUUCAUUUGAAAGAAAUAUGAACAAUCAGAUCUGAAAAAUGGAACUAGAGACUUGAGCUUCUUCAGGUAAUUUGAGUAACUGCAAAUCUUUCUAUAAACAUACAGCAAUAGAUUGAGACCACUGAGAGAGUCUGCCAAUGAGCUGCGUUUGGUCUGUGAGAAGUCAAAGUUUUCCUCCAUUUUGGAGGGCCAAAUUUUGCAAACUGUCUUCCACUUUUCCUAGGAAUGGACACCAGAAUGACAAAAGUAAUUUGAAUACAGAUGCCUGUUUCCUUGUACAACAUUUGUGAUUACAUGUGUACAGGCUAGCUCGGGUGGCAAAGGAUUAUAUUUUUACUCUGUAUGUAUUUUUCCAUGGGGAAAURGGGAUGUAUAUGGGGAUGUAUCUGUUCUCUCUAAUCUUCCUGCAGGUCUCUAAUGUUUGAUUCUGUGACCUAUAUAUUGUGUGUGUGCUAGUAUUUUUGGUGAUGCUUAUAUUGUAUAAGGGAUCUUUUCUGCUAGCAAAAUAAAUUUUGUCCAUUUUCCUUAACUAGCAAGUAUUCCAGAUAAAAUCAUUAUAUGCUGUUGCAUUUAUACUUCUCAGUCUUCAUACUAGUCAUGGAGAUGGCUCCUGCAGUGAAAAACACUGAGUGUGAUUCACAGUCUGUACUUAGGUACUUUGUUCUCAGUGAAACUGUUUACAAAAGUAAACUCUAUAGAAGACACAAAUUAUAAAACUUUACUAUCAGGUGCUACUUGUCUUCUGCUUAUCUAACGCCCUCUAGACCACAGAAUCUAUAUUAACCYAUCUUCAUCAAGUAAGUCUGAUUAAAACUGUAGACUUAGUCACUUCUUUAUAUUAUCAAGAGCUGUCUUUGGAAAUGUGAUUGUAUUCCGUAGAUAAUAAUACCUAAAGAUAUACACAGAUAUAUAAGUAAUACAAGCCCACCAAAACUUUAAAAAAUAAAAAAAAAUAGGUUCAAGCUAAUGCUGUAUUUAACAUUAAUUGGCCAUAAAAUCUGAUCUAUUCUACACCCUGGAGUUCUAGAUAUAGAAGGCAAGAAACAAAGUGUAGUAAUUUUGUUAUAUAAUCAGAAGAAUGUUUUCAUAAACCUCUUGAAAUACCAGACUUCAGAACAGCUAUGCAAAGGCAUUGUAUUUGCCAGUUUGUGUAGUGGUCUUUAUACUAUGUUUAGCUUUUUCUUAUCUGGGCUAAUGAGAGCAAAAGUUUAUAUUCCUCUGGCAUACCAAGUUCCCACUGAAGCUGUCUUACUUUCUCAGCGCUGGCAAAUCCUCAUUUUUGUGACACAAAAAAAAUAGCAAAUACAUUUCUGAGAACUCUCUACUUCUAUGGAAAUG
This is a messenger RNA of Nothoprocta perdicaria, 3094 nucleotides long. RefSeq names its product USH1 protein network component harmonin (gene USH1C). NCBI's taxonomy places the organism in Eukaryota, Metazoa, Chordata, Aves, Tinamiformes, Tinamidae. The record is from RefSeq and is a predicted model, not a curated record. Gene Ontology annotation, molecular function: protein binding. Gene Ontology annotation, biological process: inner ear receptor cell stereocilium organization; retinal cone cell development; inner ear morphogenesis. The transcript has 21 exons. Gene Ontology annotation, cellular component: plasma membrane; photoreceptor inner segment; stereocilia ankle link complex. The coding region runs from base 1 to 1662 and encodes 553 amino acids.